Molecule: messenger RNA, 1530 nt
Organism: Bolinopsis microptera
Lineage: Eukaryota; Metazoa; Ctenophora; Tentaculata; Lobata; Bolinopsidae
Product: solute carrier family 35 member B1-like
Exons: 6
Coding region: 14-952 (312 amino acids)
Biological process (GO): UDP-galactose transmembrane transport
Cellular component (GO): endoplasmic reticulum membrane; Golgi membrane
Molecular function (GO): UDP-galactose transmembrane transporter activity; UDP-glucose transmembrane transporter activity
Source: RefSeq, a predicted model, not a curated record
AGAGUUUUAUAUCAUGAAAUUGGGACACAAUGCCAAGUUACUACUAUGUUUUAUAGGAAUAUUCUGUUGCUACUUCUACUACGGCAUAGUCCAAGAGAAAAUAACAAGAGGGACAUAUGGGGCUGAAAAUGAGAGAUAUUUCUACACCAUGUUUCUUGUGUUUUGCCAGUGCAUCAUCAAUGCUAUGUUCGCCAAAGGAAUACUUCUGGUGACAGACUCGCCUCCGGACAAGACACCAGCAUACCUGAGUUUUAUCUGCGGAGUUACUUACGUUGGAGCCAUGUUGGCUUCCAAUGCCUCCCUUAAAUGGGUCAACUAUCCGACUCAAGUGUUGGGAAAGAGUUGUAAACCCAUUCCCGUGAUGCUGCUUGGAGUGAUAUUAGCUGGAAAAAGGUAUAAUAUUGUCAAGUACCUGUCGGUGAUGUUGAUAGUAGUUGGAGUUGCUCUGUUCAUGUAUAAAGACGGUAAAUCUGACGGUUCUGGAUUUACGGUUGGUUCUGGUGAAAUGUUACUUCUCACAUCCUUGACACUUGACGGUCUAACUGGUGUGGCUCAAGAGAAAAUGAGAGGACACGGAAUGAAAGCUCACUACAUGAUGUUAAUGAUGAACCUGUCAGCAUUGGUUGUCAUGACGAUAUCUCUGUUGGCCACUGGAGAGAUCUGGGAAGCCCUCACAUUCUGCACAAAACACCCCGAAGUCGUUCCCGAAAUCAUCACUUUCGGAUUUGCCAGUGCUCUCGGUCAAAACUUCAUCUUCAUCACCGUGUCUGAGUUCGGGCCCCUGAUGUGCUCCAUCAUGACCACUACCCGGAAGUUCUUCACAAUCCUGGGAUCUGUCGUUUUGUUUGGUAAUGCACUGGCCACCCGUCAGUGGAUAGGUACUGCUGUUGUCUUUGCGGGACUAGUCCUGAACGAUAGGUUUGGUAAAACUGUCAAGGUUGAGAAACUCUGAAAGAUUUAAUUUAGGUGUUAAAUGGGUUUAAAUUUUCUGUCUCCACAGGACUGAUAUAACUCUCGUUUAUUCAUAAAAAAUUGCAACCAGUUAGCUGUAUUUAACUUUUAAAUUCCCUUAAAUUUCAUCUUAACAUUAACAAUAGUUUUUGCUGACAGUUUCUGAUAAUCAUAUUUUAUCUAUUCAUAACGUUAUUUGAUUAUUAAUUAUAUUGAAGUUAGUUUAAUAACAUUUAAGUUAGUUUCAGAUGUCUUUUGUUGUACCUUUUAAGUUUUAGCUCAAUCGGUCUGUUUUAGGGAUUUAAUAUUUAACUAUUCAAAAUUUCACCUUGGACCCCCUAGACUUUUUAGUUAUAUUCUCAACGGGAUUCAAAAUAUUUAUUUAGAGUUGAUGUUAAUACAUUUAUUUUUCAAGAACAUGCUACAUAACCGACUACGUAAAAUGAUGAUUUGGGUAACCGAUAUAGUAAGUAUUUGUGGAUGUUAGUAUACGUAUGACCAACUAAGCUCUUAAUUUUUAGUUCAUGUUUUUAUUUCGCUGAUUAAUGAUCAGAAUCGAGUUUUACUGACCACAUAAAG